UGGUCACACUCGGCUCGUCUCACUUUUUCGUAAAACAUCGUUGAAGAAUGACUAAUUUGCCAGUUUUAAGUAUUUACUCAAUGCCUAGCUAAUUACACAUCGCAAACAAACACACAGAAGUUCAGUUCAAGUUGGAGACGCGAGCGGCGAAAUAGCGAAGCAGCCAAGAUGAAGAGGCAGUUUGCGAAAAUCAAAAUAGCAGCCGAGAAUCUGUCAAGAUCCACCAAAUCGGACUGCAAGGACUCCGAGCUGGAGACGAUCGAGCGGCAGGUGGACAGAUAUCGGGACACCAUCGAGAAGAUCGUCCGCAAGCUGCCGGCGCUGAGCGGCGGCGGCGGCAGCGGCAGCGGGAGCACCGAGGAGCAGGACAAGCGGACCAAGAAGAACAGUCACUACAAAAUCGCCCAGGCGCUGGACGAGUCCGCCAAGGAGCUGCCCAAGGACAUGCCGCUGCAGAAGGUCCUCGCCAAUUGCGGCGAGCUGGAGAAGACGAUGGCCGAGUGCAUUAUCGAGAGCGAACUGGAGACGGAGACCAAGGUGGUGCGGCGGCUGAAGAACAUCUUGGACAAGGAGAUCCAGGAGAUCUCGACGCUCAAGCGCAACGUAUCGCGCACUCUGCAGGAGUACACCUCGCUGAAGCGCAGUCAUGAGGCGGCUAUCCGGCUGGAAGAGCCAGCGGCCAAGGUGAACCACAUCAAGAGCCAGCAGGAGGAGUGCGAGCUGAAGCUGGAGAAGGAGCGGGAUGCCUGGGCGGCCCAGAUGCUGGAGCUGAUUGCCAAAGAGGACGAGAUCGUUAGCUGCAUCCGCGACUAUGUGCUCAACCAAAGAAACUAUCACGAGCGGGCGCUGCAGCACGUGAACGCCUCGCUGGCCCGCAUACAGGACACCAUCCAGGGCACGGAGAAGUCUCGCUUUGGCACCUCGUUAAAGGAGCACCUGACAUCAACGAACCGCGAGAUCUCUUACAUCGUGGAGCUCUGCUGUUGCUGCCUGCUGGAGCACGGUCUCGAGGAGGAGGGUCUGCUGCGCGUGGGCUGCGCCAGCACCAAACUGCGCCGGAUGAAGCACGCCCUGGAGGCGCAGCACGUUAAGACACCGCUGCCGCUGGACUACCAGGAUCCCCAUGUCAUUGGCUCCAUACUUAAGCUCUACUUGCGCGAGUUGCCCGAGCCCUUGCUCACCUACGGCCUGUACAAGGACUUCAUACGGAUCGCCGAGAGGCACAGCGAAGCGGAGCGUAAGACAGAGAUCAAGGCCAGCCUGAGCAAGCUGCCCAAGGAGAACUACGCAAACCUUCGAUACCUCACCCGCUUUCUGGCCAUCGUGCAGCAGCGUUCGGCGCUGAACAAGAUGAGCUCGCAGAAUCUGGCCAUCGUAAUGUCGCCCAAUAUGCUGUGGCCUCGGAUCGACAAGAGCAGCAAUGCCCCGGCUGAUUAUAUUGGUCAGGUGAACAGCUCAUCUGCGGCCAAUAUCAUCGUUGAGCUGCUAAUCAGUCAGUGGGACUACUUCUUCACCGGCGAAGUCGAGUUCUAUUUGACGCUGCAGAAGCAAAAGCUUUUCGUCGAGGGCAAGAGCAAAUCGAACUCCUCCAACGAGAACCUGGAUAGGAACGAUAGUGAAGUCAUGGAGAGUCCACGCUACGGAACAUUGCGCAGGCAGAAGGCUAAUGCUCCUUCGCCGCCUACCACCAACGGAAACGGCACUAUUAUGACCACAUCACAGACCUCGCACCGGCCGCAUGCGAAGGAGCUGUUUCCCCAGCAGACGCCAGACAAGCAGGAGAAGCCCGCCAAGCCGCCGCUACCAAAUCUGCCGCAGUUUCAAUCGCCAGCCGCUGGCCAGACAACGCUUACGCAGCUGGAACCACUGCCCCCGCCUCCAGUAACGCCAGCCAAGCCAGUUCCGAUGACGCGGACGCAGUUCUUCGGGCUGGACAACCUGCCCUCUCCAACGGCCGAUCGCAAGAGCACCGAUAGCAUUGGUAGCUUUAAAUUAAAGCCAGAUGUGCCGCAGAAGCCUUUGCUGCCCAAGCGGCCCACUGUGCUGGGCGUCGGAGGGCCCAAGGUGGAUGGAAAGAGCGACGACGAGGGCGGCGCAACUCCCACUCAGGCGACAAUUGAUAAUGGCAACGGGAGUGUGCGAUUUAAAACGGAACACUUCCUGGAAAAGCUUCGUCAGGAGAACACAACUGAAACGAACGGAACGCGGGAGGAGCCGCCAGCGGCCAAGGAAAGCAAUCACAACCACGACCAGCCUCCGACGGCUGCAGAGCAAAAUCAGCAGCAGGCGCAGCAGCCCCAAGCCACGACACCUAUUUCCCCGAACUCAUUUCAAACGCCCAAGAGGCCAACGGUGCCAGCGCCGCCACCUCCCACAAAUUGGAAGCCCGCGGAAUAAAGGAAAUAUAUGCAGCCGUGCAGUGGGAACGGAAUCAGAGUCAUUAGGUGUUACUGUUUACUCGUUAAGACUUGAACGCACAGUAAUAUAUAUAUCUAUAUUUAUAUAUUUGAAAUGAUCCUUGCGGCAAGGAGACUUUGUGCAUUAUAGAGAGAAGAGUCUCUGCGUAUUCUGCAUUUGUAUUUUUGCCUUGUUCAUAAGCAAUCUAAUUUGUACGUGUUUAGCCAUAUAACAAUAUCAAGCGAUAUCCAUUUACGUAUGCGUAUAUAUAGUCUGUAGUAGGCCACCAUAACUCAAUUGUCGAAAUUUGAUUUGUUAGCCCAAGCGAGCUCUCAAUUGUUAAUCCUUGUUUGAAAGGUUGUGAUACAUCAGAAAGGUUUUGUGUUUCCUUAAUUUUUUGCAUUGCUCCCGAGUCAAUUUUGUUUCCUUUUCCAACGAAAGACAUUGUGAUUUCCUUUUAUUAAAAUUAUGAUUUCGAUUAAAGCAUGAUUGCUAUUGCUCCAUUCUGAAUUCGGGCUAGUACAGAACUAAUUCCAAUGUAUUCAUUUGAUUUAUUCAAAUCAACAAGUACAUUUUGCAUGAAUUAUCAUUUCGAUGUAUGAUGUACUAUAUUUUGUAUUUUUGCUUUAUUAAUUUGUAAUGCAACUAUUAUUAUUUUUAUUUUAUAAUAAAAUUAUGUAUGAUGAACUGUUGUGUAUAUAAAAUAUACAUUAAAAAAGAUGAAUAUGAUUUUACCAGAAAAGUA
Molecule: messenger RNA, 3142 nt
Organism: Drosophila takahashii
Lineage: Eukaryota; Metazoa; Arthropoda; Insecta; Diptera; Drosophilidae
Gene: RhoGAP92B
Product: Rho GTPase activating protein at 92B
Biological process (GO): signal transduction; positive regulation of GTPase activity; regulation of actin cytoskeleton organization
Cellular component (GO): cytoplasm; intracellular anatomical structure
Molecular function (GO): GTPase activator activity; protein binding
Source: RefSeq, a predicted model, not a curated record